AUGAAAUAGAGAGCGAAACCUUCCCGUCAAGGCCAUUCUAGCAGCAUUGUAACACAAUUUGCAGACGAACAUCUGAUUAUCCUGUGUAAGUGGGCAAUUAUACCCUGGCGACCAACCAGAUCAACUUCGUGCUCGUCGUCAAAAAAGAUACCGUAAACCGAAUCACUCGCAUAACUGCUGCAAUGGCUCCUCUACAGCCUCAUUGGGACCAGCCGUCUCAUCCCGAUGUCCAGGAGGUGAUCAUCAACGAGCAUGAGUUUACAUCCAAGAGCUUGUCGAGGAUCUCACUGCCUCCGUUCGGCUUAUACGCCAAAAUGUCGUUCCCUCCUUGCACAUUGGCCGAGAAACCCACCUAUGCCACCGUCCAGUGUGGCCGGGACAGCCAUUUGAGUCUCAACAGUGAUCUGUUGUACAUCAACCACUCCUGCGAACCAUCUCUAAUCUUUGACACAUCGAAUUUCAACAUCAUCGCGGGACCAAAUGGCCUCCAACAAGGCGAAGAGCUUACCUUCUUCUACCCCUCGACUGAGUGGGAAAUGGCUCAGCCGUUCGACUGCCUAUGCGGCAAACCCACCUGCCGCGGCCGAAUAAGUGGCGCCAAGGACAUGGCCCAGAACCAGCUUGAAGGUCUUUGGCUCAAUGGCCAUAUUCGAGAGUUGCUCGAGGAGAAAAGCUGGGCGAAGGGGGCUAGCGAUGGGGGGAACCUGUCUGGAAAUGGCAGUGCUCCUCCUAUCGAGAUCCCUGACGACGCCACCGCGAAAGCGCUGAAAGAUGCCUUGAAACACGCUGAAAUGGUCGUCGAGGCUGCCCGGGUUGCUCUGAACUCCUACUUGCAAUCGUCUCAAGAGAUUGUGUUCGGCAAUGGAGGGCGGAAGAAUGGGUUUGAUCAGACUUCUAACCGCACCACCAUAGAGACUGGUAGUGCGGACUUUGCUUCCCACGCCGGACUUGUCUCUGGAGGGGUACGACGCGGCCCGACGUCAAGGGAGCUGAGCGGCGAGAUGGGUGGUGAUACAAUUGCCGCAUGAAUGACAAACGGGAGAGAACGGUUUGGUUCAUUCUUGCAAUACCAACUGGCUCUAUACUGCUGAUGUCUUCUUCUAUGCCUCCGGACAUUUCUCUCUUCAUUGAUUCAACAUCAUGUCCAAUAAGUAGCUCUCAACAGACUACUUAGAUAUUGAUGCAAAUGAAAAGACGGAGUUGGCGGGGUUUUUUGGUCCGGGUUUCGGGGAUAUCGUCACUCAUUCAAUCAAUAUAACCAACCAUCUGAACAAGUCGUAACACA
Molecule: messenger RNA, 1285 nt
Organism: Pseudomassariella vexata
Lineage: Eukaryota; Fungi; Ascomycota; Sordariomycetes; Amphisphaeriales; Pseudomassariaceae
Exons: 3
Coding region: 183-1028 (281 amino acids)
Source: RefSeq, a predicted model, not a curated record